AUGCCGAAUAUUGUGGUUGUAGGCGCUGGCGUAUCGGGCCUGACAUGCGCUUACCUGCUGUCAAAACAGAAGGGCAAUGUCAUAACUGUGGUCGCAAAGCACAUGCCUGGUGACUAUGAUAUAGAAUACGCUUCGCCCAUUGCUGGCGCCAACGUUCUGCCAAUGUCAAACCAGAAGAACAGCAGCUGGGAACGUCGCACAUGGCAAGAACUGAAGCGCUUGGCUGUCGAGGUACCCGAGGCUGGUAUUCACCUGCAAAAAUCGCAAGUAUACCGCCGCGAGAAAGACCUGGAUAAGUUGAGGAAGGGCGGCUACAGUUUUGACGGACUCUUCCUAGAAAAUCCCUGGUACAAGGACCUCUUUGACGACUUUCGGGAGCUUUCCAAAGACGAAUUGCCGGAGGGCAUGGCAUCUGGCUCCGAGUUUGGCUCGGUAUGCAUCAACGUCAUGCUCUACAUGCCGUGGCUGGUCGGCCAGUGCCGAAAGAACGGAGUCGUCUUCCGUCGGGGCAAUCUCAAGCACAUCUCGGAAGCCUCUUCCAUGAGCCACUCUGGCGGUAAAGCCGAUGUUGUGGUCAACACGACGGGCUUGAUGUCCUGCAAACUUGGCGGCGUGAUGGAUUCAAACGUCAUACCAAUUCGCGGCCAGGUUGUGGUCGUCAGAAACGAGGCUCCGUACAUGCUGACCAAGUCCGGAACGGACGAUGCCGACGAUGAGGUCUGCUACACCAUGACGAGGGCCUCCGGCGGUGGUACGAUCCUAGGUGGCACCUACCAGAAGGGCCAAUGGGAGAGCCAGCCCGAUCCAAACAUCGCAAUGCGCAUCAUGCGACGGGUGGUGGAAAUGAUGCCGGAGAUGACCAACGGCCAAGGCGUGAAGGGCCUGGAUAUCGUCCGUCACGGGGUUGGGCUUCGUCCAUACAGAAAUGGCGGUGUGAGGAUUGAAAAGGAGAAGAUUGAUGGCACCUGGGUUGUUCAUAACUAUGGUCAUGCUGGAUGGGGGUACCAGGGAUCAUAUGGCUGUGCCGAGGAUGUCGUCGGACUCGUCGAUGAGGUCCUGAGCCGGCCGAAGUUGUAG
Anthostomella pinea is the source of this 1077-nucleotide messenger RNA. The record is from the annotation of a GenBank genome assembly. NCBI's taxonomy places the organism in Eukaryota, Fungi, Ascomycota, Sordariomycetes, Xylariales, Xylariaceae.